GAGACAACCGCCCAGGCCUCCCCCAUUUUCGCCUGGAAGGUCACCUCUCCAGUGUUUGAGUGUCUGAAGCCGUUGGCUGCUCCUGAACCGUUUGGCUCUUUCUCCACUAGCAAACAGCCCCACAAUGUACCUCAAUCGCUCUUAAAUCUAUUUUUAAACGGUUUUAUUCCGCUCUACGCCGAUGCGAACGGGACCGGACUCUUGUUUGGGAAUUUAUCUGACGAUCUGCCGCCUCAAAGCAGCUUUAUAACGCUUUGUUUGAGCACUAUUUGACAAAAUAAUCGAGGAGGAGGAAAUUCCACACAAGCAGUGAAAGGCAGCCCUCGCGCUCAUCCGGGUAUUAAAACUGUAGAGAUUCCUCCACUGCUAAGGGUUCAUAUUGGAGCAAGACCUGAUCACAUGGAGAGAUGGAAAAACAAUAGAGAGAGGCUCUCAGCAGAAAGAUGGGGAAAGAUAUGACAUUUUCCAUCUAAACUGCAACGUCCACAAACAGGCUUUCAUUGACCUCAGACAGGUGCUGAGACACUUGGCUUGGAUCCUUAAAAAGCGUUUGCCUUUGCGAAAAUAAAGCUGAUAGUGUGGCUAGUGUCCUGUGUGCUGACCUCAUGGUGUAAGCAGGUGUGAAGAUGAGUAUUAGCAGCGAUGAGGUCAACUUCCUGGUGUAUAGAUACCUGCAGGAGUCAGGGUUUUCCCACUCGGCCUUCACAUUCGGCAUUGAGAGUCACAUCAGUCAGUCUAACAUCAACGGCGCCUUAGUGCCCCCUGCUGCCCUGAUCUCCAUCAUCCAGAAGGGCCUGCAGUACGUAGAGGCAGAAGUCAGCAUCAAUGAGGACGGCACACUGUUCGAUGGGCGGCCAAUUGAAUCGCUGUCAUUGAUUGACGCGGUGAUGCCCGAUGUCGUACAGACCCGGCAGCAGGCGUACAGAGACAAACUUGCCCAGCAACAGGCCGCCGCAGCACCCUCUGCAACCAGCACCAACAUGCAGGGUAACGCCAAAAACGGAGAAAACACCGCAAACGGAGAGGAGAACGGUGCUCACGCCUUACCUAAUAACCACGCAGACAUGAUGGACGUGGACGUGGAUGUGGAGAUCCCUCAGAAUAAAGCCAUGGUGCUGAGAGGUCACGAGUCAGAGGUCUUCAUCUGCGCCUGGAACCCUGUCAGUGACCUGCUCGCCUCUGGGUCUGGAGACUCAACGGCGCGCAUCUGGAAUCUGAGCGAGAACAGCAGUAGUAGCUCUACACAGCUCGUCCUGAGGCACUGCAUACGGGAAGGUGGCCAAGACGUGCCCAGCAACAAAGACGUCACAUCGUUAGACUGGAACAGUGAAGGUACACUAUUAGCCACAGGCUCCUAUGACGGCUUUGCAAGAAUAUGGACUAAAGAUGGUAAUCUGGCCAGUACCCUUGGUCAACAUAAAGGUCCAAUAUUCGCAUUAAAAUGGAACAAAAAAGGAAAUUUUAUCCUCAGCGCUGGUGUUGAUAAGACAACAAUCAUUUGGGAUGCUCACACAGGGGAAGCCAAACAGCAGUUCCCAUUUCAUUCAGCACCCGCUCUGGACGUGGACUGGCAGAGUAACAACACGUUUGCCUCCUGUAGCACAGACAUGUGCAUCCAUGUGUGCAAACUGGGCCAGGACCGACCCAUUAAGACAUUCCAAGGACACACAAAUGAAGUUAAUGCAAUCAAAUGGGAUCCGACUGGUAACCUGUUGGCGUCGUGUUCUGAUGAUAUGACUCUUAAGAUCUGGAGUAUGAAACAGGACACUUGUGUUCAUGAUUUGCAAGCUCACAGCAAAGAAAUCUACACUAUCAAAUGGAGCCCCACAGGUCCAGGAACCAACAACCCCAAUGCCAAUCUAAUGCUGGCCAGUGCUUCCUUUGACUCCACUGUUCGGCUUUGGGAUGUAGAUCGAGGCAUCUGCAUCCACACACUAACCAAACACCAGGAGCCCGUGUACAGCGUGGCCUUCAGCCCUGACGGACGCCAUCUAGCCAGCGGCUCUUUUGACAAAUGUGUCCACAUCUGGAACACACAGACUGGUGCUUUAGUCCAUAGCUACAGGGGGACAGGGGGCAUUUUUGAAGUUUGCUGGAAUGCAGCAGGAGACAAAGUAGGAGCAAGUGCGUCGGACGGCUCUGUUUGUGUAUUAGAUCUGCGGAAAUAGCGCUGCUUGCUGGAAGCCAUGGACCGACUAUGAAUGUGUACAUAGCCAAAAUGACUGUCCCUGACCCUCAAACUGCUACAGUCCCUAGUGAACCAUGGCCAGCCACUACAGACAAACAAACACAAGCACCCUGAUGCCACAGGCUGAGCGGAGAGGAUGUGAUUCCAACCAGAGACAUUCAAAUGACUUUUGUAAGGUGGAAAAAAAAAACAAUAUAACAGAGGAAGAAAGAAAGA
Messenger RNA from Onychostoma macrolepis, 2404 nucleotides. RefSeq names its product TBL1X/Y related 1a (gene tbl1xr1a). Gene Ontology annotation, biological process: regulation of transcription by RNA polymerase II. Bases 627 to 2168 code for a protein of 513 amino acids. Lineage: Eukaryota; Metazoa; Chordata; Actinopteri; Cypriniformes; Cyprinidae. The transcript has 18 exons. Gene Ontology annotation, cellular component: histone deacetylase complex. Gene Ontology annotation, molecular function: transcription corepressor activity; protein binding. The record is from RefSeq and is a predicted model, not a curated record.